AUGCCGCUGGUCAAGUAUGCCAAGCAGUCGAUGGGCUUGCACGUCGGCACGCUCCUCCUUCACCAGUUUGAUAAUGUUGAAGACGGCACCAAGCCCAUUGUCGCAGGUGUCCACAACAAGACCAUGAUUGGCCACGUCAUUGAGCUGGGCAACCACCAGCGCGACGUUCUCGUGGUCGGACUGAGCCGCACCAGCGUCAAGUGGCAAGGAAGCGCGCUGCUCAAGAACCCCUCCACCACCGAACAAGAGCCGACAUUGCCGGUUCGCCAGCUCGCCAACCUUUGCGCCCAGACCGGCACGCGCUAUGGAUACAUCCAGACGGACAAAGAGCUUAUGGUCUGCUGCUUUGGCGCCACAAAAUCGGCUCAAGGAAUAUACGGCGACUGGAAGGUCUUUGCCAUGCCCACGCCCUGGAACAUGGAGGUGCCGCUGCCUCGCCACACUGGCGCACGCUCCUCUCUCAUGAGCACAGAGCUGGCGCUGUGGUGGCUCUGCAUGCUGUCGAUGGGCGACGCCGACCGCUCCAUCGUCGAAGCAAAGGACAUUGUCCCCAUUGACACCUGGGACACUGUGCACCUCGUUGACAAGAACACAUGGGUCCACCGGCACCGCUACUCGGGCUUCGAGAAGCCUGCCCCCCCUCCGGCUGCGCCCCAGCAAGGCCCUGUCGAUCCCUUUCUCGGUGUCAACUUUGACCUGGAUGCGGAGUAUUGGCUCGGCACCAACACCAUCAACAACUGA
Sporothrix brasiliensis 5110 is the source of this 741-nucleotide messenger RNA. RefSeq lists its product as uncharacterized. The record is from RefSeq and is a predicted model, not a curated record. NCBI's taxonomy places the organism in Eukaryota, Fungi, Ascomycota, Sordariomycetes, Ophiostomatales, Ophiostomataceae. Bases 1 to 741 code for a protein of 246 amino acids. The transcript has a single exon.